Messenger RNA from Vollenhovia emeryi, 4875 nucleotides. RefSeq lists its product as uncharacterized. The transcript is spliced from 2 exons. Gene Ontology annotation, biological process: DNA integration. NCBI's taxonomy places the organism in Eukaryota, Metazoa, Arthropoda, Insecta, Hymenoptera, Formicidae. Bases 1 to 4875 code for a protein of 1624 amino acids. Gene Ontology annotation, molecular function: nucleic acid binding. The record is from RefSeq and is a predicted model, not a curated record.
AUGUCGGCCGGAUCUAACAACACGGACAAUAGAGUCAAGUUACCUACCAUUAAACUUCCGCGUUUUGAUGGAAAAAUCGAGGAGUGGAAAUAUUUUUCGGAUAGUUUUCGCUCAAUGAUUCACGACAAGCCACAUCUGUCCAAUAUGGACAAGCUUCAAUAUCUAGUUACAUCGAUUUCGGGUGAUGCCGCGAAAAUCAUAGAAUCGAUUGAGUUAUCACAGGAUAAUUACAUGACCGCAUGGGAUUUAUUGCAGCAGCGAUACAACGAUCCUAGGUCCCUUAAGAAAAAACACAUUGAGAGUCUAUUUACAAUGCCAACGGUGGCGAAGGAGUCCGCAAAGGCUCUUCGUGAUCUAAUCGAUUAUACUUCAAGCCAUUUAAGGAUAUUGAAGGUUCUAGGUUCGCCUACUGAGGCGUGGGAUGAGCUCGUCAUGCAUAUGAUGGAAGCGAGAUUCGAUGUGAGAACUCUUCGAGCUUGGGAGGAGGAGUUGGAAAGAAAAGAAGAGGCAAGUUUGGACGAUAUGUUGCAGUUUUUGAGGAGGAGAUGUCAAACCUUGGAGCGUAUUGAGUCGAGGUCAGUCGAUAAGAUGGAGAAAUCCUCCAAGGGAUCUGCCAAUACUGGUUUGAAAUCACAAUCCUCAGCUAGGGGUGUUGCAAAACAAAGAACGGCUUCUUUGACCACCUCUCUAAACUCAGGUAAAUGUUAUCUUUGCAAUGGGGCACAUUUCAUAUAUUCUUGCGAGAAAUUUCUAGAUUUGCCAGUCCCUGACCGAAUCAAGGAGGUCAGACGAUUAAAGUUGUGCCUGAACUGCUUAAAAAACGACCACUUCGCAAGGACCUGCAGAAUGGGUAGAUGCAAGGAAUGUGGGGAGAGGCACAAUACUCUCUGCCACCUAUCGCAGGACAACAGGGUCGCUGCGAACCCAGAGGUCCCGGAGCAUGGUAGCAGGACAAGUAACGAGACGAUCAACAAGGUGGUAGUUCACGCCUCAAACCACACAAACGGGCGUCGAAUACUUAUGGCCACAGCGAUAGUGGAGGCAGCGCAACGCAAUGGAUCGUAUGUGGAGAUACGCGUGCUUCUUGACAGCGCGAGCGAAGCUAAUUUUAUUACUCAGGCAGCUCAUAACAGGUUAGGUCUAAAGCGAAGUCGAGUAUCCGAGAUCGUUACCGGUUUAAACGAAAUAGAGAACAGGGUGAGUAGCGUUUGCGAGGUUCAAGUCAAAUCGAGAUGUUCCAACUUCAGAAUUAACGCUCAAUGUUUGAUUGUACCCAGAAUCACUAAAAACUUGCCAUCCUCAGAGAUGGAUUCUGGCGGGAUACACUUGCCCAGCAAUCUCACUCUGGCCGACUUGGGGUUUUGCAAGACAGGCCCAAUAGAUAUGCUAAUUGGCGCUGAGUUCUUUUUCGAUUUAAUGGAACCGGGAAAAAUAGAACUUGAAAAGGGGCAAUUGAUCUUGCAGAACACCAAACUCGGAUGGAUAGUAGCAGGAGUAAUGCCAUCAAUUGCACUAGGAAAUCUGACUUGCAAUCGAGGCACGGUGAGCUCGCUAACUUGUUCGUUGAAGUCUAGCGAAGCUUUAAGCGAGAGCCUAGAAAAGUUUUGGAAGUUGGAAAAUUACGACGUUCCCGAUGCCCGAGUACUAUCGAUGGAUGAAAAGAAAUGCGAACAACAUUUUGAACAAACUACUACGCGAGCAAGCGACGGUAGAUUUAUCGUAAGACUGCCGUUUCGAGACAAAGAUUUACCCAUCGGUAGUAACAGGAAAAUAGCGCUUAGGAGACUCAAUCAUGUGGAGCGUGCAUUUAAGGGCAACUUGACAUAUCGCGAUCGCUAUACUCCGUUCAUGUUUGAAUAUGUCAAGUUAGGCCAUAUGUCAAUUGUAAGCGAUCCCGUUAGCGAUCCCGAGAAUAUAGUUUACUUGCCUCAUCAUGGGGUAUUUAAGGAAUCUAGUACUAGUACAAAACUGCGCGUUGUAUUUGAUGCAUCGGCGAAAAAUAACGUAGGCGUGUCAUUGAACGACGCUCUCCAUAUUGGAGCAGAUUUACAAAAGAUGUUUCGUCAGGUGUUAGUUCAUCCUGAUGAUAGAGAUUUCCAACGCAUUCUAUGGCGAUUUUCCUUAGACGAACCAGUAGGGGAGUAUCGUUUAAAUACCGUUAUUUACGGCCAAGGUUGUGCGACGUACCUAGCCGUGCGAUGCCUUAGACAAUUAGCAAUGGAACAAUUAGAGAAGUAUCCACUGGCAUCGUCCGCAAUACUCAAUGAUACUUACGUCGAUGAUAUAAUUUCUGGAGCGGACACAGUCGAUGCGGCUCGUGCUCUGCAGGAGCAAUUGUCGAGUUUGUUGCGUGAGGGGGGAUUCGAGGCGCAUAAAUGGUGUUCUAAUUCGGAAAGCGUAUUAACAGAAAUACCAAUGAAUUUGCGCGGGUCGGGUUCAAAUUUAAAUAUUGACACGAAUGACACCACUAGCGCCUUGGGUCUCGAAUGGAAUCCUGCUUCAGACGAGUUCCUCUUUAAAGUACAAAUGGUGGGUGGCGUAUCCACAAAGCGUAGGAUGUUGUCGGCGAUCAGCAAGCUGUUCGAUCCUCUGGGAUUGAUAGGUCCAGUUCUAACGAAAGCCAAGGUUUUAAUGCAGGAGCUCUGGCAAAUUAAAGUAGAUUGGGAUGACCCUCUUCCUGAUGCAGUCUUGGACAGAUGGAAGAGGUUCCAAGAAAAUUUAAAGGAAGCUAAUGCACUGCGAGUACCUCGAGUAAUUGCUAGUUCUUUGAAAGAUAAUCGGUUUUUCGUGCAAGGCUUUUGUGAUGCGUCUGAAAAGGCGUACGGUGCAUGCAUCUACUUGCAAUCUGUGAAUAGAAAUGAUGGCAGGACAACAGUCGAAUUGUUAUGUUCUAAGGCGAGAGUAGCUCCUUUAAAGAAAACGUCUAUUCCUAGAUUGGAAUUGUGUAGUGCGUUAUUGUUAUCGAAAUUAAUUGAUAAGGUCAAACGAGCGAUGCGAAUAAGAGUCGACGGAAUUUCUGCAUGGUCCGAUUCCAUGGUUGUACUUUAUUGGCUUCAUGGGGAUGUAUCGAGAUGGAAGUCCUUUGUGUCGAAUCGCGUAUCGGAUAUCAUCGAGAUUUUACCUGCAAUUCACUGGAACCAUGUCAAGGGUCUGGAAAAUCCAGCUGACUUGAUUUCAAGAGGAGCCACACCUGCUCAACUCAGGGAUAGCCAUCUAUGGUGGAAUGGUCCAGAAUGGCUGGCCGUUCCUUCCCAUUCACCAGAUCCAGAGAAAUCUGAAUGGGAGUUCAUCGAGGAUGAUAUCUCCAGCGCUAAAGAGGAGAUGAGAAGGGAGAGACAAGUCUGCCAUUUGAGCGUACAACAGCCGUCAUCACCGAGCGAGAUAAUCCACAAGCUAGUCGAGGAUUGUUCAACGCUAACAAAAAUCGAGAGAUCUUUGGCUUAUUGCCUUAGAUUCAUCUCCAACUGCCGCAAGAAAAAGGAAGACAGAAUUCUAUCCAGGUUAACAUUGCCAGAGUUGGAAGAAGCACGGUGUGAAAUAAUCAAAUAUUCACAACAUGUGCACUUCAAGGAAGAUCUGAGGAAUCUACAAGGCAAUAAAGGACUGAGCAGAGCGAGUCGUCUGCAUCAGUUGCAUGCCUUUCUGGACAAAAAUGGUGUCCUCAGGGUGGGCGGCCGACUUCAGGAAACUCCAUGGAGUUUUGAUAGGAAGCAUCCAAUUUUGUUGCCAGCGAAAUGCAAGAUUACACAUCUAAUGAUUGAAAGAGGACAUCGCGCGCUAUUGCAUGCCAGUCCUCAACUACUAUUGUCAUCAAUUCGACAGCAAUAUUGGCCAUUGAAUGCUAGAAAUUUAGUACGACGAAUCUGCCAUUCGUGUGUCUGGUGUGCUAGAAAUAAUCCGAGAGGUCUGACCCAAGCCAUGGGGUCACUUCCUGGGGACAGAGUCAAGCCUUCCAGAGCCUUUUCGAUUACUGGCGUGGACUUUGCGGGCCUGAUUAUUACACUGGUCAAUAAGGGACGUGCUCGGAAAACCUGCAAAUCUUACAUAGCAUUAUUCAUAUGCUUUGCGACAAGGGCUAUUCAUUUGGAAGCAACGAGUGAACUGACCACAGCGGCGUUCUUGGCGACUCUGCGGAGAUUCAUAGGGCGACGAGGGAUACCUUGUAAAAUUUGUAGUGACAAUGCUACGAAUUUCACAGGCGCCAAACGAGAAUUGGAGGAGCUCUACUCCUUCGUCCGGAAUUCCAUAAAUGGAGCAGUUGGUGACGCUUUGCUCGACGAUGGUAUCGAGUGGACCUUCAUUCCCCCCCACUCACCUCACCUGGGAGGCCUAUGGGAAGCCGGGGUGAAGUCCUGCAAAUACCACCUGAAGCGCGUGAUGGGCAAUACCUUGUUGACCUUCGAAGAGUUGACCACGCUUCUAGUACAGAUCGAGGCGUGCCUAAAUUCUAGACCAUUGUCACCCUUGUCUCCGGAUCCAUCAGACUUGCAGCCCUUAACUCCAGGACAUUUUUUAAUAGGGGGACCGUUGACCAGCCUUCCUGAGAUCAGCCUGUCGGACGUAAGGUACAAUCGCCUUGACAGAUGGGAGCUGAUACAGCGUUCCCUUCAGGACUUUUGGAAACGGUGGGCGGCUGAGUACGUGGCCAAUCUGCAGAGCCGCGUCAAAUGGAAAACGGAGCAGAAUAAUUUAAAAGUCAAUGAUCUCGUGCUACUUAGGGAUGACAAUAUUCAGCCUUUGAAGUGGAGAAUGGGGCGUGUUAUAGAGACUCACACCGGGAAGGACGGAUUGGUGCGUAUCGUGACGGUGCGAACGUCUUCCGGCACUACUAAACGUGCAGUCUCAAAACUUUGCAAAUUACCUGUGAACGAUUAG